This is a messenger RNA of Heterotrigona itama, 415 nucleotides long. Lineage: Eukaryota; Metazoa; Arthropoda; Insecta; Hymenoptera; Apidae. The record is from the annotation of a GenBank genome assembly.
AUGUUUACACACUCUUCUGAGAAGAAAAAUUAUCGUCAUUCGUCCACUAUGUAAUGUAAAAACUCGCCGUGUAACGUGAAGAAAGAUUUUAGAAUAAAGUGAAACUCGAGUUAUGAAAUUUUGUUUAUCAUUGCGCGUUGAUUUCUUUUUUUUUUUUUCAAAAAAAUCACAACAGUUUUGAAACAUUAGUGGCAGUUACUGGUACACUGGUGGUUCAUCUUCACGGAUACGAAACUAUUUCCGUCGAGUUCGUUUGUAGGAUGUUUUCGUGAGCUGCGAGGGUAACUUGAGGCAGUCGAUGCCCGAUGACAGUCCAACUGACGGAAGCACGGAAAAUCCAUCGAUUCCAUUCGAUCCACGGAUAAGAAUACCCUUCGGAAAAACAACAUGGGGAUUCCGCAAAACCGAACCGUAA